Molecule: messenger RNA, 1623 nt
Organism: Lodderomyces margitis
Lineage: Eukaryota; Fungi; Ascomycota; Pichiomycetes; Serinales; Debaryomycetaceae
Exons: 1
Coding region: 1-1623 (540 amino acids)
Source: RefSeq, a predicted model, not a curated record
AUGACCCUUAAACAGGAGGGCAAUAAAAGCGAAGACCAAUUGAAAUACCCACAACAAUUCCCACCAAAUAUUCAACAAUCUCAGUAUACCUUGCAACAACUGCCGCAACAACAAUCACAAUCACAACCACAACCACAACCACAACCACAAUCGUUCCAAUUUCAGCACUUACAACAACCUUUUCAGCGACAACCACAACUGCAGCAGCAGCAACAGCCGUCACAACCACAAUUUCAGCAAUCACUUUACUUUCAACGGCACCAGCCAAUGCUCCCCUCUAUUCUUUCGCAACAACAACAACAGCCGCAACAGACAGGUGUUCCACCACCAGAGCAACCACAUUUGUUGAACGACCUGUCAAUGAUUCCGAUUUUAAAAUCUUCCGACGAAAAUCAUGAUAAUGCUUCAAGUCGAAACUCUUCUGGUUUUCAAGGAGUACAGCAGUCGGUACUGAUGCGUAAAUCUAAAAGUGGCACCGAAGGAGGAAACGAAGACAAGGUCUGUCGGUUCUGCCACAAACAAUUUACCCACAAGGGGUCUCUUUUACGCCAUUUGGAAACUAGAAAAGGAGACUCUUGGCACCCCAUUGACGAAUGCAACUUUAUCAGAAACCAGCAUGCUCGGAGAAAAAGCUUCGAGAUUUCCUCAAUAGGCUACAAUUCUGGUGGUGGCACCACCACCUCAUUGGAGUCAUCACCUAUGGGUAGGUCGUCGUCACGAAAGAGGAGAGUGUCAAAGAAAAGCUUGGCUAGAUCUCAGAUGUCGAGUGAUUUAGCUAGUGGUCAAAAGGAGAAAAGCAAGCUCAGGCGAAAGUUGCGUGAUCGUAGAAUAAAGGCCAAAAUUAUCACCAAUGAAUGGCUCAUCAAUCAAUUUACGAAAAAGUCUAUGUCAGACUCAAGACAAACCAGUUCACCAACGACAUUUUGCCAUUUUAUUACAUUUUAUGUUCCCAUUAAGAAUUGGCCCUCACUUUCAACCCUGAUGCCAGAUAGUUCAUUGUAUGACGAAGUUUUGAGUCAGUUGCGUAAAAUGGAACAAGAAGACUUGACAACUUUGUUUAUACAGAGUAUGCAAGCUUAUGAGCAAUUAGAUCCGUCCGAGCGGAAAAGAAUUUGGCUUGAUGAAGUACAAAACUGUUUAAAUUCAUCUAUUAGUAAUUUCACAUUAUUUGACUUGAACAAUAUCAAAACUAUUAUUGAGAAACGCGAGCAACUUAUAUUUGAAGGAAUAUGUGCCAAUGACAAUUUAUCAGAAUUCGUCGAUGCUGAAGAAAACCCCACGUUGGAAGAGGAGGAAGAAGAGGAACGGGAAGAGGACGAGAUAGAAGCGUCGUCCUUGGCAGAAACUACACAGCCAACACAACAAUACCAACAACAAUAUCUACAUCAACAGCCACCAUUUAGCUAUACCCAACAACUGCAUCAUUCUCAUUCGCAGUCGUAUCAGCAACCACCAACAUCAGCACAUGCACAUUUACAACAACAACAACAGCAACAGCAACAGCAACAGCAGCAGCAACUGUCAUUACGUUCAAAUAGUUUACCACACAACACAUUUCUUCCACAUUUACCAAACAUCUCAAAUAACGAUUACAAUGACUUUAGUUCUUCUCAUUUCUUUUAA